CUUGCUACUCCCACCUCAAUUGUUGAAUGCAUUCGUAUCAGCACAGUUUGGCUCGGGCCAGACGUAUUCCCCGUAGGGUCCUCUAACGGCCAAACGAUGUCCAUAGCCUGCCAGGCUUUGCGUGUUCAAACGGGGCCUCGACUAGUGAUUUAGUGUGAGGUAACCCUGACCAUAGCCAUGUGUGACGACAAGCUAGACAUACUUCCAAGGACAAUAUAACCAGGUGGCUGUAUAAGUUGCUCCACCUUUGCUUCCAUUCCUUAUACUAUCUGUCUCCUCAGAGACUCGUAUUCUUUGCUUUCUUCUCCAGAUUCCACUUGUCUAGAGUCCCCUACUCCCUAUUUGCGGUCGUUGCGGCUGCCAACUGAAACCGACGUCAUGGCUGGAAAUCAAGGUGCACGUCAGCCGCCGGUGCUAAAACGCGAUGUCAAGAGCCACAUUCUCUUCGAGAUCUCGACUGAAGUUGCGAACAGAGUGGGUGGCAUUUACUCGGUCCUCAAGUCCAAAGCCCAAGUAACCACCGCUGAAUAUGGUGACCGAUAUACGUUGAUUGGGCCCUGGAAUAGAGCUUCGGCCGUUGUCGAAGUUGAGUCACUUACCCCAACCAAUCCGCACCUCGCUGGGGCGAUAGAUGCGAUGAAAGAAAGAGGCAUUGAUAUCGAAUAUGGAAGAUGGCUAAUUGAAGGCGCUCCACGAGUUAUUUUGAUUGACACCGGUGCCGGUUAUCAGUUCCUAGAUGAAUGGAAAGGCGAUCUCUGGAAUGCCGCCGGCAUUCCAUCUCCUCCAGGGGAUAGCGAAACCAACGAAGCCAUUGUUUUCGGAUACUUGGUCGCGUGGUUCCUAGGCGAGUAUAUAUGCAGAGAUGUGGAUCUUGCGGUAGUCGCUCACUUUCACGAGUGGCUUGCUGGCGUCGCUCUACCCCUGACCAAGAAAAGGCGCAUGGAUCUAACGACAAUAUUCACCACUCAUGCCACCCUUCUCGGAAGGUACCUUUGCGCUGGCUCUGUUGACUUCUAUAAUAAUCUGCAAAACUUUGAUGUCGACGAGGAGGCUGGAAAGCGUGGAAUAUACCACCGAUACUGCAUCGAACGCGCCGCGGCCCAUUCAGCAGAUGUCUUCACUACCGUUUCCCACAUUACUGCAUAUGAAAGCGAGCAUUUGCUCAAACGAAAGCCUGAUGGCGUAUUGCCAAACGGUCUAAACGUGAAGAAGUUUUCAGCCGUUCACGAAUUCCAGAAUCUCCAUUCGCAUUCUAAAGAGAGGAUCCAUGACUUUGUACGAGGUCAUUUCUAUGGCCAUAACGACUUUGACCUCGAAAACACACUCUACUUCUUCAUCGCUGGCCGCUAUGAGUAUAGAAACAAGGGGGUGGAUAUGUUUAUCGAAUCGCUGGCGCGUCUUAACCACCGUUUAAGGGAAACUGGAUCGACUACUACCAUCGUCGCAUUUAUCAUUAUGCCCGCUCAAACAUCGUCUCUUACUGUUGAGGCUCUAAAAGGUCAGGCGGUUGUUAAAUCACUACGAGAUACACUAGAAAUGGUGGAGAAGGGAAUCGGGAAGCGCCUGUUUGAGCGGUGUUUAAGCUGGCGUGAAGGUGACAACAUGCCAGACGAGAAGAAUCUCAUCACCGCUCAAGAUAGGGUCCUCAUCCGUCGCCGGCUCUUUGCUAUGAAGCGUCAUAGCUUGCCCCCAAUUGUGACCCAUAACAUGCUAAAUGACUCCGAGGACCCAAUUCUAAACCAGCUCCGUAGGGUGCAGCUGUUUAACUAUUCAACGGAUCGCGUGAAAAUAGUAUUUCACCCUGAGUUCCUGAACUCCUCGAAUCCAGUGCUUCCUUUGGACUAUGACGACUUUGUUCGCGGCACGAAUCUCGGAGUGUUCCCUUCGUACUACGAGCCCUGGGGGUAUACUCCGGCCGAGUGUACGGUAAUGGGCGUCCCAAGCAUCACUACCAAUCUCUCAGGUUUUGGGUGCUAUAUGGAGGAGCUUAUUGAAAAUUCCUCUGACUAUGGAAUCUAUAUUGUGGAUCGCCGUUUAAAAGGCGUGGAUGAUUCGGUUAAUCAGCUCACCCAGUACAUGUUUGAGUUUGCGAGUAAGAGCAGAAGACAGCGUAUCAACCAGAGAAACAGAACUGAGAGACUAAGCGAUCUACUGGACUGGAAGAGAAUGGGAUUGGAGUAUGUGAAGGCGAGGCAGCUGGCUCUGCGACGGGCAUACCCGAUGUCUUUCGACCCAGAAGAAGACUUCCGUGAUAUUAUCGGCGGAACAGAGCAAAAGAUAUCGCGCCCGCUCUCCAUCCCUGGAUCUCCGCGUGAUCGCUCGGGAAUGAUGACACCGGGUGAUUUUGCAUCACUGCAGGAAGGACGAGAAGGGCUGAGCACAGAUGAUUAUGUAUCUUGGAAGCUGCCUGAUGAAGAGGAAGCCGAUGAGUACCCAUUUCCCAUUGCUCUUAGAACCAGAACAAAAGAAAAGGUCGAACCUCCCCAUUCUCCUGAUCGGGAUGUGGCUCCGAAUGGCAGCUAGCUGCGCCUAUCUUCUUCCUGUAGUGGACUAUUUCUGCGUGGCUAUUUGCUCAGAGCUGUCAAUUGGAAAGGGUGGCUUGUAUCUUUUGUUUGAUCAUGACAUGGCAUUACUAUUAUUGGUUUGUGAUUUCUAGCUUUGCUGUCUUAUGCCAUAGCUCUCAUCUUGUAGUCAUCAUUGCAGCUCUGUGUCGCGAUUGUUAUUGUGAGUGCCAGAUUCUAUCUUAUUCCUGCUUUUGCUUGGUGUACUCUAAAAUUAGUGACAAGGCUUGGGGGGGUGUGCUAUUCAGCAGAAAUACCACUUUGGUGACAUCACUGCAUUUGUAUUCUAUCGGGGUAUCUGUGGAAUAUUUGUCGACAUAAGGUACAACAUCUUAAUCCAUUGUUCACGAUCAGGCGAUGAGAAUAUCUUGGGGGAAAUACCCUACCUAUGGUGACUGAGGAAUAUAUACAUAAUUUCUCACUAUGCUUUGGACGCGCAUGCACGGAAUUAAUCAGAGUCGUUCCUUCUUUGGUCUUUUUAAGAAACAAAUAUUAGGAUAAUAAAAUGAAUGCAAUAGAAGACGGAAGGAGGGGAGAGCUUGGGCGCCUAUUUAUCGCGCUUGUAAAUCUUUGCCAGGAAGCUUUCAAACACUCCCUUCUUCAAUCCCUCGGAUUCAUCGAGUGCAGCAAUGAGUCCUCUGAUCUUCGUCACCUGGUCUUCCUCAAAGUCACGGUAGACCUUGAUCAUAUCCAAUUCAUUGAAGACGACCUUGACCUUAGCUUCGAGUGCCUUGUCCUUUCUGCCGUAGGACUCAUCAAGGACCUUGCGCUGUUCAGGGGAGCAGCGAAGGAGGGCUUGAUUGAUAACCCAUGAGCACUUGUUGUCCUGGAUAUCGGUUCCGAUUUUACCGAUUUGCUCUGGUUUGCCGAAGACGUCGAGGAAGUCGUCUUGGGCCUGGAAGUAUUCACCCAGCGGGAUGAGAAUGUCAUGGGCCUGCUUGAGGUUCUUUGGGGUGGCAAGCUGCAGGUAGUGGAGUGCGAGUGCAACAGGGAGGUAGAAGCUGUAAUAGGCGGUCUUGUAGAUGACGAUGAAGGUGAACUUGUUCAUGCUGAAGUUGUUCAGGUCGACAUGAUCUUCCGGGGCGGUGAGCAGGUCGCACAGUUGGCCAAGCUCGGUUUGGUGGGUGAUUUCGUGGAAUAGUUCAAUGAAAUCGACGUAGGCUGGGUGAGAGCGAAAAUGCUUCUUGAGGAGGACAUAGAUGGAAGACUCAAGCAUGAAUGAGUCAUUGAUGGCGAUCAUGCCCACGCCUUCGCGCCUGUACCAGCAUGGUUCACCACGGCGGGUGAUGGAAGUAUCCAUCAUAUCAUCAGAGACGAGGAAGAAGGCCUGUAGGAGCUCCGUAAGCCAGCCGAGUGUGCAUAGGUCUUUGAAUUGCUUGUCUG
Coccidioides posadasii C735 delta SOWgp is the source of this 3944-nucleotide messenger RNA. The record is from RefSeq and is a predicted model, not a curated record. NCBI's taxonomy places the organism in Eukaryota, Fungi, Ascomycota, Eurotiomycetes, Onygenales, Onygenaceae.